Molecule: messenger RNA, 2311 nt
Organism: Danio rerio (zebrafish)
Lineage: Eukaryota; Metazoa; Chordata; Actinopteri; Cypriniformes; Danionidae
Source: RefSeq, a predicted model, not a curated record
GAAAUGAGUUAUUAAAACUAUUAUGUUUAGUAAUGUGUUGGAAAAAUCUUCUUUCUGGUUAACAAAAAUUGGAAAAGAAAUUAAACAGGGGAGCGAAUAAUUCAGGGGGGGCUAAUAAUUCUGACUUCAACUGUACAUAUAAGGAUAUUAAAAUGCCAUUGGUCAGAGCUUAUGUCGGAAGUUGUGCUAUAUCAUAUUUAUACCAGUAACAGAAAAGGUUAUAACUGUUUUUUGUGUUAUCAAACUAGAAUUACCUCAAUAUGAAUUUGUGAAAACGUGCAAAAACUGAUGCAUCGCCUUGCAUGCAAAACCUCCCACACAAACACACCUCCUGAUUCUGCUCUGACCACAAAAAUUAAGCAAGACGUACAUUCAAUUUGCUACUUCCUCAUUGCUCUCACAAUUGAGGUUGUUAGAUGCCUGAGGAAGCACACUUUUGACUGAAAGAUUGUACCACACAAUGGAUGUUUGCAGAAAUGUGAUUUUGUUUCACUUCUUGGUGUUCACCUUUUGCAAAGCGGCAGGUAAUGAUUGUUUUUCUGUCAACAAAAUUGAUUAAAAACAGUUUUUCAAGUGAUCUUUUUGUUCAAUCUGUAACUGACUUUAAAAUUUCUCUUCCAGUUUGCUCUGACGUGUCAAUUGUUGGAGGCAAAGAUGUCAAAAAAGCUCUAUCGUGGAUGGUGUCCAUUCAAAAGGAAAAGAUCCAUAUUUGUGGAGGAAUCCUGAUUCACAAGCAGUGGGUUUUAACUUCAGCACAAUGCAAAGAAGUCCCUGUUUCAUCAGUGACGGUUCUCAUAGGAUCUCUAUCUCUGAGUAAAGGCUCUCAACGUAUUGGCAUCCUUAAUUACGAAAUCCCUAAAACAUUCAAUGAAAAGACUAAAGAAGAUGACAUCAUGCUCAUUAGGCUAAGCAAAAAAGUUAAAGCCAAACCCUACAAAAUCCCUAAAAAUGAAAAAGAUGUCCCACCCGGAACAAAAUGUGUUGUAAGAGGUUGGGGAACCACUGAUUAUAAAGACGAGCAAGCUUCUGAUAAACUGCAAAUGUUGGAGGUGUUGGUGGUGGACAGAGAUCAGUGCAACCGCUACUAUAACAGAAAUCCUGUCAUCACCAAAGACAUGCUGUGUGCAGGAAAUACACAGCAGCACAGAGGAACCUGUUGGGGAGAUUCUGGUGGACCUCUGGAGUGUAAGAAAAACCUGGUUGGAGUCAUUUCAGGCUCACAAGGAUGUGGGAUUCCCAAGAAACCCACAGUGUACACGUUUCUUUCCAAAAGACACAUCUCUUGGAUCAAUAGCAUACUGAGACAGCAAUUUAACAGCACACGUUUUUAAGAAACUAAACAUUCCCAGCUUAUAUAGCUUAUUAAUCCAUAUUUGCUAUAUUUACAAUGUUUAUUUUGUUAGCGCACAUUUGGUGAACAAUAAAAAAAAAAUCUGUUUCUUUUUUAUUGUUCAAUCAAAUUAUUAAAUCAAAAAGCUUCUCCAUUUGAAGUGACAGUUCUACUUUGUUGAUGUCAGUCUGACGGCUUCAGCCACAAUAUUCUUAUUCGUUCCCCUUUUACUAUUAGUUUUUUAAGGGGGAAUGAGAGGCAAAACGAAAGCCCUGUCUCAGUCAAUAUUACUCAGCCAUUAACGUACACCCUGUAAUGAACAUUUGCUAUUGAUUUACCUAUUCUCAAGCCAUCCAAGAUCACUUUUUUCUCAGAAUAAUAAAGAACUUUAUUUUGGCUGAAGCUGUGAUCCUUGUUAAUUUACCAAAUGCAAGUCAAUGGCUAAAAGCCUGAUGAUGAAUUUAGGUCUUAUGCACAGUAGCCAAUUUUACACUAUCAAACAAAACGUUCUAAUACAUACCUGUCAACCAUCUCAUUUUCCCUGAUUCUCCUGUAUUUUACAGUUCUAACAUCCUGUAGAGGUAUUUUCCUGCAUUUCUCUCAUAUUUUUAAUCUUUCUCUGAAAGGUGGCAAUAAGCAUUAAUACGCAAUUAAUACCUGUACGCAACCCAUACCGCUGAACCACCAAUGCAUGUGGAUUCCCCUUUGCUCUUUAAUGUGAGUCUGUUCUGUGCUUUCAUUUUAUUUGGACAUGAAAACAUUUGGAAAUAAAUAGAAAAAUGGCAUGAUUCCCUUUCUUUCCUUUAUAGGCACUAUUGCCACUCCUAUGCAAUCCUUAAAACAGUCAGUUCAUGUAGCGGUGUGUAACUGUCAGACGGGCUCCAUAGUGAUAAAUUGCCGCUGUUUCCUAAACGGAUUCUGUAACAUUACACGUGAUUUGAAGUGGACUGAAAUUGGACACUCUGGGUUUUGGGUGCGUGU